ACACUGCAUACCCUAAGACUGGAAAAUAAUUAAGUCAAAGGAGAAGGGGUGGUUUCGUAAAUAAAUGGUGUUUUGGUUUAAUGACGAAAUGACCAAAUUACCCCUACAAUCUUCAUCCUUCCUGUUCUUGAGAUGGCCGGAGAUGGAGAGAUCUCUUGUUCGUUGUUUUAUGGCCGUCGUGGUAACGCUUUAUUCUCUCGGUCGUGGUUGCCUAUUUCCGACGAACUUAGGGGGAUUUUGAUUAUUAUCCAUGGAUUGAAUGAACACAGUGGAAGAUAUUCUCAAUUCGUUAAGCAGUUAAACUCGAGUAAUUUGGGUGUAUACGCAAUGGACUGGAUUGGUAUGAAGACGAAAUAUUGUUCUUUUCAUUAUUCAUAUUGGAUCGAUUGCUGAAGCUUCGGGAUGAUGGCGAGACGAAGAUCGGAGAAAGAGGAGUGGAUGGUGGUCAUGUGCCAUUUUCUCUAUUUUGGAGGGUAUUUUCGUCCGAAAGUUUAUGGUGUGCCAGUUUCUCUCUCUUGUUUUACAAAGAAAAAAACUUGUGUAUGCCACACCUAAUUAUUUCUCAAAUAAUUAGCAUGCAGCUAAUUGACUCUUAAAAAUUUGA
Molecule: messenger RNA, 604 nt
Organism: Arabidopsis lyrata subsp. lyrata
Lineage: Eukaryota; Viridiplantae; Streptophyta; Magnoliopsida; Brassicales; Brassicaceae
Product: monoacylglycerol lipase
Exons: 3
Coding region: 133-393 (86 amino acids)
Cellular component (GO): membrane
Molecular function (GO): lipase activity
Source: RefSeq, a predicted model, not a curated record